AUGGAACCAGGCAAUGAUACACAAAUUUCAGAAUUUAUUCUCCUGGGAUUCUCAGAGGAACCAGAGCUACAGCCCCUCAUAUUUGGACUUUUCCUCUCCAUGUACCUGAUCACCGUGUUUGGAAACCUGCUCAUCAUCCUGACUGUCAGCUCAGACUCCCACCUUCACACCCCCAUGUACUUCUUCCUCUCCAACCUGUCCUUUGUAGACAUCUGUUUCAUCUCUACCACUAUCCCAAAGAUGUUGUGGAACAUCCAGACCCAGAGCAAAGUUAUAACCUAUGAAGGCUGCAUCACACAAAUUUAUUUUUUCCUCCUCUCUGCAGUGUUGGACAUCUUCCUCCUGACUGUGAUGGCCUAUGACCGCUUUGUGGCCAUCUGUCACCCACUGCACUAUACAAUCAUCAUGAAUCCCCGGAUCUGUGGACUACUGGUUCUGGUGUCUUGGAUCAUGUGUAUUCUGAAUUCCUUGUUACAAAGCUUAAUGAUGUUGCAGCUUUCCUUUUGCACUAAUGUGGAAAUCCCCCACUUUUUCUGUGACCUCAGUCAGAUGACCCAACUUGCCUGUUCUGACAAUUUUCUUAAUUACAUGGUGAUUUAUUUUACAACUGCCCUGCUAGGUAGUGGUGCCCUGACUGGUAUCCUUUACUCUUACUCAAAGAUCAUUUCCUCCAUCCAUAGAAUCACAUCAACUCAAGGGAAGUAUAAAGCAUUUUCCACCUGUGCAUCUCACCUCUCAGUUGUCUCCUUAUUUUUUUCUACAAGCCUAGGAGUGUACUUUAGCUCUGCUGCUACCCACAGCUCACACUCAAGUGCAACAGCCUCGGUAAUGUACACUGUGGUCACACCCAUGCUGAACCCCUUCAUCUACAGUCUGAGAAAUAAAGACAUAAAGGGGGCUCUGAAAAGACUCUUUGGCUCAAUGCCUCAGAGUCAGUUGUUAGUCCAGCCCCAGCAGAUCCUGGAGUACCCAAGGGAUGAGUGGCGUCGGCGAGAAAGGAAACAGACACACACAGAAGGUAGUGCCCUUCCACACAUGGAACCAGAGAGUGAUGCACAAAUUUCAAAAUUUCUUCUUCUUGGGUUUUCAGAGGAACCAGAACUGCAGACCCUCAUAUUUGGGCUUUUCGUCUCCAUGUACCUGAUCUUUGUGUUUGGAAACCUACUCAUCAUCCUGACUGUCAGCUCAGACCCCCACCUCCACACCCCUAUGUACUUCUUCCUCUCCAACCUGUCAUUUGCAGACAUCUGUUUCAUCUCAACCACCAUCCCAAAAAUGCUGUAG
Odocoileus virginianus texanus is the source of this 1284-nucleotide messenger RNA. RefSeq names its product olfactory receptor 7A10-like. NCBI's taxonomy places the organism in Eukaryota, Metazoa, Chordata, Mammalia, Artiodactyla, Cervidae. Gene Ontology annotation, biological process: G protein-coupled receptor signaling pathway. Gene Ontology annotation, molecular function: olfactory receptor activity; G protein-coupled receptor activity. Gene Ontology annotation, cellular component: plasma membrane. The record is from RefSeq and is a predicted model, not a curated record.